Molecule: messenger RNA, 8468 nt
Organism: Xiphophorus couchianus (Monterrey platyfish)
Lineage: Eukaryota; Metazoa; Chordata; Actinopteri; Cyprinodontiformes; Poeciliidae
Gene: slc26a1
Product: solute carrier family 26 member 1
Exons: 8
Coding region: 1205-3352 (715 amino acids)
Biological process (GO): sulfate transmembrane transport
Cellular component (GO): membrane
Molecular function (GO): secondary active sulfate transmembrane transporter activity
Source: RefSeq, a predicted model, not a curated record
AGAAAGAUCAACAUUGUUUUUCUAGAUGUUGCAACACUCUUUAGGCCCAACUUUUAAAUUUUAAUUUCAUCAGACUGCAAGACAUGUCUCCAAAAUUAUUACUGAAAACAGGCGAGGAAGGUUUAGUUUCAUCUCAUAUUGGACUUUAAUGGGAAUAAGAGUUGUGUGUGUUUCUGUCCUGCUGAGUAUAAACAUCUGGUUUCAACUUUAAAUAAAUAUCAGGUAUGGUUUAAAAUUCUGCAACUUCUUUCUGCAAUUUUUGGUUUGCAACGACUGAUGUAGGCAAUGUCUGACUUUAUAUUUAUGUCUCUUAAGUUAUCCUUUGAUGUAUUGGGUUUGCAAGCCAAUCAAAUUAGUGUGAAUCUUGCAGCUUUGAGUAACAAGAAACAUUUUCCAUUAUUUUAAAUAAGGGGAAAUCCCUUAUUUAAAGUAAGAUAAAAAAAGUGAAGAAAUUAUUCAAAGUUAUUAAUAAGGAUCAGGUGAUAAAAAUGUUCCCGCAAUUUCUUUUUCCUAAUCAGAAGCAGAAAUUAUACAUCCCAAUGACUAGAAUAAACUAUUACAUGUUUAUUUUGUGUCACGCAAACAUUCCUUUUCUCACAUUUACUUUAUUUGGUUAAAAUAAAAACAUUACACACCUUUUCCAUUUACAUAAAUCAAAGCACCACCUCUCCACUGGUUAGUUUUAUCUUUUGUUUGCCAUGUAAUCGACUCUGUCCACAGGAUGUAUUUAAACAGUGUGACAUGUUGACACAUAAGGUUGUUCACCGUUUUAUUUUCUUUCUGCAAUCACUAUUGCCGACCCAAACAUCCCACAGGAAAGAUAAACACCACUAUCCAGUAAAAAAUGGACUAUAUUUAACCUCUUCUCUAAAGCCACACACAACAUGAGGUCACACCCACUCCAUGGGAUCAAGCCAAUAGGAAGCAGGGCGAGGGUGAGCAAAGGGCUCGUUCUUAUCUUGAUAUAAAUUCUGAAAGAGAUCGUACCCUCAUCUGCUCAGUCUGAAUGCUCGGAUGACGAAGCAGAAGUCACGCAGGGAGCAAAACAAAGAGAGAAACAGGUUUAAAAAGGAGCUGCCAACUCAGAUUAAGACAGCAAAACUUCUGGUCGUCCAUAAAGCAGUGACUCUACAAGAACGCAGCUGACAGCAUCUGGACCUUCUCCUUCCUCUCCUUGUGCUGCCUCCUCUUCUUCAACGAGACCAUGGAGGAGGUUUCUCCAGACACGGAAACCCCGUUGGCCCCCCAACCACCCCGGCUCCUGGAGCGGCGGGUUCGCCAGCAACAGCCGGCAGUCGCCGUUCUCAAAUCAAAGCUGAAAAAUGGCUUGACCUGCUCUGGACCAAAGGUCCGGUCCACUCUGAUGGGGUUUUUCCCCGUGGUGCGCUGGCUACCAAAAUACAAGCUUAAAGAGUACAUCUGGGGCGAUGUGAUGUCUGGGGUCAUUAUUGGGAUCAUUCUGAUUCCACAGGCUAUCGCAUACUGCCUGUUAGCAGGAGUGCCACCCAUUUAUGGUCUGUACACCUCAUUUUACGCUAAUAUCAUCUACUUUCUCAUGGGGACGUCCAGACAUGUGUCUGUUGGGAUCUUCAGCCUCAUGAGUCUCAUGGUGGGACAGGUGGUGGUUAGGGAGGUUUUCCAGGCUGGUUUUGAUCUCAAUGAGGACUCCACACCAUCUCCUCAUGAACUAUUUAAUGACUCGCUGGACUUGAACUUCACUCGUAAACCCGAGCUCACCGUGGAGCUGAUGGGUAUGCAGUUGGGGAAAGAUUCCUACGCCAUUACCGUCGCCGCUGCUAUUACAUUUCUGGCUGGUGUCUAUCAGAUUUUGAUGGCGGUGUUUCAACUGGGCUUCGUCUCCAUCUACCUCUCGGCCCCCAUGCUGGACGGGUUUGCCACGGGAGCUUCUGUCACCAUCCUAACUGUGCAGGCAAAAUACCUGUUGGGUCUAAAGAUUCCUCGUCAUCAGGGCUACGGGACAGUAGUCGUUACCUGGUUUAACAUCUUCGCCAACAUUCACAAGACCAACCUGUGUGAUCUCAUCACAAGUGCCAUCUGCAUCACAAUUUUAGUUGCUGGGAAAGAGAUCCAGGACCGCUACAAGGACCGCCUAAAGAUCCCCUUACCUACAGAGCUGGUUGUUGUAGCAGGAGCUACGCUUGCUAGCCACUUUGGGGAGUUCAAUACCCGAUACCACUCCAGUGUUUCCGGUCACAUUCCCACAGGAUUUACUCCACCUCAGGUCCCCGCAUUCAGUAUUAUGCCACAAGUGGCACUGGAUGCCAUUCCUUUGGCAGUCAUUAGUUUUGCCUUCACCGUUUCACUGUCUGAGAUGUUUGCAAAGAAACAUGGAUAUUCAGUUCGUCCCAACCAGGAGAUGGUGGCCAUUGGACUGUGUAAUGUCGUUCCCUCCUUCUUUCACUGUUUCACCACAAGCGCUGCGCUGGCAAAAACGAUGGUGAAGGAUUCAACUGGAUGCCAGACUCAGGUAUCGAGUCUGAUCAGUGCCCUUGUCGUCCUUCUUGUCCUCCUCUUCUUUGCUCCAUACUUUCAAGCACUUCAGAAAUGUGUCCUUGCUUGCAUCAUCAUUGUGAGCCUUCGGGGAGCACUGAGGAAGUUCAGGGAUGUACCGGCCAAGUGGCGAGCCAGUCGAAUGGACACCAUUGUUUGGCUGGUUGCCAUGUCAGCCACAGCUCUGAUCAGCGUGGAGCUAGGGUUGCUUGUUGGCAUUGUCUUUUCAAUGAGCUGCAUCAUCUAUAAAACUCAGAACCCAAAGGUCUCCCUCCUUGGCCGGGUCGACGACAUUGAUCUGUAUGAGGAUGUGGAGGAGUACAAGAAUCUAACAGCCCCAAGUCGGGUUAAGAUCUUCCGUUUCCAGGCUCCUCUGUACUUUGCCAAUAAGAACUCUUUCCUCAAAUCCCUCUACAAAGCUGUCGGAGUUGAACCUUUCUUGGAGCUGACAAAGAGGAAAAAGGCAGAGAAGAAGGAAAAAGACAAGUCCAAAAAGCAAGCCAAGACAAAUGGGGAGACAACCAACUUUGAUGUCUUUGUGGGGCUUGUCCAAAAAGAAUUAGAGUUCCACACUAUAGUUUUAGACUGCUCAGCCAUCCCUUUCAUUGACUCAACAGGCAUGGCCACUUUCAAAACGUUGGUUAAGGAAUAUGAAGAGAUCGGUGUAAGUGUGCUUCUUGCAUGCUGCAACACCUCAGUCAUCGAUGUUCUCCAGAAGGGAGAAUUCUUUGGGAAGAAUAACAAAGACAUAAGUAGCCUGUUGUUUUAUACAGUUCAUGCUGCUGUUCUUCAUGCAAACAGAGCAGCAGAAGAAAAGAAGGCUGAGGACUCUGUGGUGUAGAUUGUCAGGAGGAAAUGGUUAUUUUCCUUUCGUCUACAUGCUUAAAAGUGAUUGUAAUAAGGGUGCAUUGGAUAGCGCUGAAAGAAGAACAGAGAAACUUUGUUCAUAAAACAAAAAGGUACAAAGAGUAGACUUAGCAGAAUGAGGAAUGUGUGCAUAUAAUUGUAUCCCCUGGAGUAAUGAUGAAUGAUGCUUUUUUGGGGAUAAAUUUGAAGGUCCAAAGAACUGGUUUGUAAAAAGCCAGCAAAUAUAUAUGUUGAUGAACAAACUGUGUUUGAGAAAUUUCCCUCAAAAUUAAAUUUCUAUUUUUCUAAAAUGUGACUGAAAGUUGGAAGGGAAAGUGAUUAAAAUCAUUUCACUAGUAGCAAUUAAAUCUGUCAGUGUGUUUUGGUUCAUCAGGUUUCGACUUUUGCUCUCCUUUUUUUCUGCAUUGUUACAGAUUUUAAUCUAUUACCUACACAAAGGACUGAGUCACUGGUGGAAUAUUAUGUCGCUUUCUCCCAUGGAGUCUCUCCUUCCUUCCUUUCUGCACAAGGGAAAGGAACUCAACUAAAGGCCAAGCCAAACACACCCAUGGCUUUAUACCCAAGAGAGUGCCUGUGCAUUAUUUUUAAUUGUUAAGUGUAGAUGUGUUCAACGUUUUUAUGAAGUCUGACUAGACGUAUUUUGGAAUUGCUUUAGGAAUCUUAUCAAAGCAUUAAAAGAGGGUAUUAAAACAGAUAUAGCACUCUUGAAUUUCUGAAGGAAAGCUUGUUUAACCUAACUUGAUCAUUGUUAGAAAUAUGUUCAGGUAGGAAUGAGUGGCUUUCGUUAUUGAUUUAUGAGUUUUCCACCAACACUUGUGGAAAAAUAAAAGCAAUUUAGAGAGAACAUACAAAGUCCAUAUAGUCUUUACUCCACAGCUUCAGAGUCCAGACUUGUAAAUUUAGCCACCAUUCCCUUACGUGCCAACUGUCGCUUUUGCUAUAAAUCAUUUCUUAAAGGCUGGUUAAACUCUUCCUGACUAGCGGAAGAGAACAAGGACUUUGCUCGUCCUGAGAACCUUGCAUUUAGAAAACGGGUCAGUAGAACACGCUUGUGCACAUACCCUGUUCUGAACAGUCAGCAGGAACUAUAAAAAAAGGUUUGAGUAUUAGAUCUUUUGGUGCUUUUAAAAUGUUUUGAAUUUUUACUAAAGAAUCCAGUGGCAGCAGGUGAUGUCUCCAGUGUAUUUUGUAAAAUCUUUUUAAACGUUUUGUUUUUUUAAUCAAAAACUUUGUGACUAGUGAAUAAGCUCAAACUGCUGUGUUUUAUUUUUGUGUUAAACUACUGUUUCUCAUUGUCUCUUGUCCUGUUGAGAUCAAGACUGAUAGCACGUCUAACUGUACAAUGUGAAAAACCUUACAAUAAUAUGUAGACAUGAUCGUAAAUAUGUACUGCAUUACUAUUUAUAUAAAUUAAUUAGUAAACUCUUACACACACUAAUUUAAUUUGUGAUUAGAGGUCUCUGUGUGUAAUUGUAACAUCCUUUUGUUAGCAUAGCCAUUCAGGAUUCAGGAAAAUUUUGUAAUAUUCAGUACUUGGAAUAAAAUGAGUCUUUAGUAAAGCAAGUGUAUGAAUCUGGGCUCUUUUAUUAAAGGGGGUUCCUCAGUAUUUUGCAAUUUGGAUAAAAUAUGGGGGCAACAGGUAUUUCCAUCGUCAGUUAGAGUAUAUGAUAUAUAUUUAUUUGUGUAGUUUACCCACUGCUCACUGAAUGAUAUUCCUUUUUCAAAACACUCUCUCUGAACCCAAGAAAUGCUUGAGAGUGAAAAAGCUAGGCGAUCCUAAAAUACUUUGUCCGGUCCAUUUGGCACCAACAGCCACGCUCUCUUCAAAGUCACUUAAAUCCGCUGUGUGACGCUCAGUUUAACAUCAACAAGUCAUGUUUAGAUGCCUAAAUGCUUGAACUGCUGCAGUCUUAUUUUAGUAUUACAAAAACAAAUUAAAACUCAAAAUAAUAAGCAGGAAGGAAAAUACCACACAUCCACAAUCUUUCCGAUAAUGCAUUUAAAAACAGUCAGCUGUACAUAAGUAACCAUUAGGUGCCGAGUUAACAACAUAAUCAUCAUACUUUCAAACACUGAAGUCAUGUCUGGUGAAAAUAAUUCCUCCUAACCACCAUCUUUUCUGACUUCAAAUGAAAGGAUAGGAGAAACUUUAGAAAAUGUGAUCCUCCAAACAGAAACCACAUACCUGUUUACAGUUUACUGACUCCAAAUAUGCAGGUAUUAUCCAAGAGGUUCAUCUUUUACUUAUUAACGGUAAACAAGCUGAGAAGAAGCUCGCUGUCCACCCUUGCGGUCAAUGAUUGAUAUGCCUACGUGCAAAUGUAUAGCCGGUGUAAUUAAAGAAACACACAGAUGUAGUGAGCCUAACAUUUUUACCAAGACGAGAAAGGAUUGGUUAUGAUUAACAAAAUUGUACCACGCUGAAUUACAUACACGCUAAUGUUUCUAGCCAAGGUUGUGUCAAACGUCAACAAGAUUCUGGCAUAACUCUGGUAGAAACAGUGGAGGUUCUUUAAUAAAUCUGGUUUUAGGAAUGGUCAGCACAUUUUUGUUUAUUGUUUAUCAAUUUCAAAACUAUUCAGUGUGUGUUUUGGAUCAAUGUCCUGAUGGAACAUUCAACUAUAUUGUGUUUCAACCAUCUAACCUAAAUGUCCUCAUCCUGUGUCAUCCCCCAGACUGAAGCCUGUAAUGAAAUGGAAACUACAGAAACACCAGUGUUGCUGUUUUACACUGCCAUUCACUGAGAGUUUGGGCUAUUUGCCAAGAUUACGAGAACUAUAUCUGCAAAACUCAAAACCAAGCUUUUGAAAUGAAGGACACUGUACAAACUGUCAAGCAUAGUGUUGGUCACGUCAUAAUGUGGACUAAAAGAACAAUUUAAAGGAACCCUGCUAUUUCCUAAAAGAAAAAAGUGGUCAAAUACCCAGACAGUAUUGCUCAAUGACAGCAUAAAAAUAUUGUCACAGUGAAACCUGGUAAAUAAAAUUUAAUCACACACUUAAACCUUUUUGAGAAUGUCUAGAUUACACAAAAUCCUCAAAUAAAUUCAAAUGUCCACUUAAUUCUUCUUUUAAAAGUCAUUGAAGUUGUAGAGUCAUUCCACCCCGGAAAUAGAAACAUGUGAUAAGAGGUUAAAUCAGCCAUGUCAUGCAGGAGCGAAUGUGUUUAACAUGCAUGAAGGGAGCUGGUAGUCAGCUGAUAAAAUAAAGACAUAUGUAAUUCACAAUUUUACCUCCCGCCUAAGGCUAAGAAACAUGGGAAAAUUAAGUUUUUCUCAUUAGGUAGUAACGCUUGGACAACCAAUUGUGCUUAUAAACAAAGAGGGAAAACUUUAUUGCUAUUGAAUCAAGUUAGGAACAGUAUAAAUAAUAACAUGCUUCCAACCCUUCCACUAAGACUGAGCCCAACCACCAGAAAAAGGAAGCUCAUUUCAGUCACUUGUAUCUGGCCUCUCGUUUUUCUCUUUUCAUGAUCCAUAUCUCCAGGCCAUAGAUGAGGCUGGAAUGUAGAUGAACUGGUAAACUGAGACCUGAAGUUUAUAACUCAGCUCCUACCUGACAGUGACAGAGCACAUUACUACAGACAAAAUCCUAAUCUGUCUAGCAAUCGUCUGUUUUAUGCUUCCAUCACUGACGCAUAAAACACUGAGAUACUAGAACAACUUCGAUUGCAUGAGAGACUGAGAGGUCCACCGUUUUUCAGUUGAGUACCAAGAGUUCAAACUUGGAAGAGGUUACUGUCAUUCUGGCUGAACAACAUUGUUUUUGAUGUUAUGGCUCUAGAUGCAAAGGGAAAUGCAUCAUCUGCAAAAAGCACAUGAGACUUCAAGGCUUUCCAAUCUGGACAUCCUCGUCACCAUGACUAUGAUUUAAGAUCCUGUCUAUAUCUCAAACAGCAUCUCUGACGUUAGGGAAUCCAAGUCACCAAACAAGCCAGAUUAUGGGCCAUUAUAUGCAGACAUGUUCCUGCUUUAGUUAUUUAUUAAAACUUUAAGUAAAACAAACCAGUAAAAAAAAAAGAAAACUGCCAAAAUGUGAAGUCGCCAUGCAAAAAACAGUUAAUCCUUAUUGGUUGCAACAAAAUUAGAGAUCAAGUGGGAGAAUGUCUCUAAAACUAAAGCUCUAGCAUUUUCUGGACUAUAUACAGUAUAACUAAAUUUAAGGCCAAUGCAGGAAAUAUCAGCAGUAAUACACAACUCUUAAAACACUGCUUCCGUAUUUUAACAAAGCUUUUGUUGAUUAGUACUUACAGACUAUAAUUCGAGUACUGUCGUUCAUCUCAGAAUGUAUUUUUACAUCGUUUUGAGACAAUUUAAUCUUUUAAAUAUGUGAAGAAUAUUUUCUGGGAUCAAACUGUGUGUAUGUGAGAACUUUCGUGUUUUAUAUUGUCAGUGUUUUCAGAGUCCAGUAGAUGUGAAUGAUUAGUGGAACUGAGGAAAAAUUUAUGUUUUUCCACAGUGAAAUUUUAAGAUUUUUCCCACCUGUUUUUAACAUCCAUAUAUUUUGCAAAUAUAUUAAACACAUUGCUGGAGUUGGCACUACUAAAAGCUAAAAGACUAUUUUAUAGCUUGUUUGGUAUCAGAAACGUUUGAGAAACUUUUCAUCCUCCUAAGAUUCCCUCAGUUCUUCGUAGUUUAGUCUCUUUUAUGGAGUUAUAUUUACAAAGAUUUACUCUGCAAUUUCUAAAGGAAACACCUACAUUUUUCUAAGUACCACGUAACUUGAAGUAACUCUUUAUAAUGUGAAUCUUUAGGUAAACAACUCCAAAUAUGUUGUUUACUCAAAGAUAAGGCAAAACCUAAAGCCUGAAAUCACCCGUUUCAGUUCUGCCCUCUGCUGUUCAACAAUGGAGCCACAGUCUUGUUGAAACCAACAAUAAGGUGGAAGAUUUAUUUUAUUUUAUUUUAUUUUUAGACAAAAGAACAGUUCUGAGACCCAAACUUUAGUUCUUUAACACUUUAUUUGCUCAAAUGUUCAAAAAAUAUCUUUUCACAGAUGAAGUGAAACAAAUGUUCAUCUCAUCUCAUUGGUCAGUGCUUUUUUCAUCAUAAUACCACAAGGAAAACAUAAACACCCAAGAGAACAUUCAAG